GGGUUGGGUAGGCCAAAACAUUGGUCAGCAUUUUUUCAAGUCCACAAUUUCACUUCUCCAUUCAAAGCACACCCGCGGCAAAACUGCGAACGCGCUGUUUACUGGUUAAAGAGAGCAAAUGGUUGCUCUACUCACUUUGUUUGCAAACCCUUUUCCUUAUUCUUAUUCUUCUUCUUCUUCUUCUAGUCUUCUACCGCACCCACCAAUCCCUCCCAGAGCUGUUCGAUUCUCACUCGCUUUAGUUUCAGCUUUCCAUCCCCAUAAAUGGUUCUGUGUCUUAAAUUUCAGUAAAGCCUCAAGAAUCGAACUGAAACCGCUAUUCGCCGAAGUGGGUCUUCGACCCACUGACCAGAUUUCAGUCCAAUGCAGUUGUACCAAUACGCCCACCGAUCUUCGCAUUGAUACUGGGUUUCUCUUUGCAUUCUUUAGAGAAAUUGGACUUGACGAAAAAGAAACCGAAUUGCUAUUGGAAAAGAACCCAGCUUUGGCAUUGACAUCUUUGGAUUCAGUACGUGCUAGGGUUCAUUCUUUACAAUCGGUUGGAAUUAAUAGCCUAGAUUUUUCUUACUUAAUUGCAAAAUGUCCCAGUGUGUUAACAUCUGAGGAAAUUGGUCCAUUUAUAUGUUUUGUGCGAGAUGAAUUGGAAGCUAAGAUUGAGCCUGCGCAGCUCAAGCGCCUUUUGACCUCCACUGACCCAAGAUUCUUGGUGGGUUUUGAUCAAAAGGUUAAAUUGAUUCUUCAUCAUGGAGUCCCGCGUGAAAAGAUUUUUUUUGUGCUAAACAACGUCAAUUUAACCAAAGCAUUGUGUCUUAGGCCAGUGGAAGAAAUUGAAAAGACCAUUACUUAUUUGAGCCGCUUUGGUGGCAUUGAUUUGAUUGUAAGGCGUCCAGCGAUUCUCAAUUAUGAUUUGGACAGUCAGUUGACACCGAGAAUCGGGUUUCUCUUGGAGCUCAGUGGGGGAGAUAAGGAUGCCACGGGGCUUGUGCUGCGUAAGUUCCCUUUGAUUUUGAGUUACAGUGUGAAGCAUGUGGCGGGCCAUGUAGAGUUCCUGAGGUCGUUUGCUGGCCUGAAUGAUCAGGAAAUCUUCAGGAUUUUGCUUGUGUUCCCAAGUUUAGUUAGUGCCAGCAAGGAGAGGAAAUUGCGUCCUAGGAUAGAGUUUCUCAAGCAAUGUGGGUUGGAUUCUGAUGAUAUUUUCAAGUUCUUGAUCAAGGCUCCCUUGUUUCUUGGCCUGUCAUUGAAUAACCUUGAGUAUAAACUUGUGUUUUUGGUGAAGAUUGGGUAUAGAUAUAGAACAAAGGACAUGUCAGUGGCAAUGGGAUCUGUAACCAGAACAAGCUGUGAGAAUUUACAAAAGGUAAUUGGGCUAUUCUUGAGCUACGGUUUUUCUUGUGCUGACAUUGUUUCCAUGAGCAAGAAGCACCGCCAAAUACUGCAAUACAAUCCUAGUUCUUUGGAGGAGAAGAUGGAGUACUUGAUAGAGGACAUGGGUCGUGAAGUUGGAGAGUUGUUGACUUUUCCUGCAUUCCUUGGUUACAAGCUUGACGAGAGAAUUAAGGCUAGGUAUGAGGCAAAGAAGAGGAUUACUGGAGAGGGAAUGUCGCUCAAUAAGCUGUUAACCGUUUCGACUAAGACAUUCUCGACAAAGAAGAAAGAGAAAAAGCUAUUACACACGGUUGAGAAACUGAAUAGCAAUGAAGACAAUUGCAGAUUGGGGAGUGAGAAGAUUGAAAUGAUUCUUCCAACUAUUGAAGACCUGAAAGGCCUGAAGCUUGAGUAGUAGGAAAUCUGCUCUGGGAUAAGCUUUGUUAUGUUCAAAUCUAUACAAUGAUCAAGAGUAGCUUAAUUUCAUAAAUUCGUGAAAAUCAACUCUAUUAAAUCUGUUUCAGCAUGUUACAAAAUUUCUAUUGGUUGCUGAAAUAAGAAUGAGGAAAGUAAUGGAAAAUGAGGCUCUGUAUGCA
Molecule: messenger RNA, 1958 nt
Organism: Corylus avellana
Lineage: Eukaryota; Viridiplantae; Streptophyta; Magnoliopsida; Fagales; Betulaceae
Gene: PTAC15
Product: plastid transcriptionally active 15
Biological process (GO): regulation of DNA-templated transcription
Molecular function (GO): double-stranded DNA binding
Source: RefSeq, a predicted model, not a curated record